Vespa velutina is the source of this 1103-nucleotide messenger RNA. Its product is annotated as NPC intracellular cholesterol transporter 2 homolog a-like. Gene Ontology annotation, molecular function: sterol binding. Gene Ontology annotation, biological process: intracellular cholesterol transport. The record is from RefSeq and is a predicted model, not a curated record. NCBI's taxonomy places the organism in Eukaryota, Metazoa, Arthropoda, Insecta, Hymenoptera, Vespidae. Bases 302 to 766 code for a protein of 154 amino acids. The transcript is spliced from 6 exons.
AUCUUUAUCUUCUUUUUCUCUAUGUGUAGACAUUCACACACAUACACCCAAACAAGAAAUGCAUAAAAUUUCAUGAAACAAGAAGUUACGUUGGAGUGAUAUAAUUAGAGGUGAAAUGUUUACAAAAUAAAAAAUAAAUACUCACGAGGAGCAACUAAUCAUUACAGAGGCGCUUCACUUUCGUUCCAUCUCUACGUCUUCCCGCCCCCAUGGCCUCUUCUAUAUCUAAGUACCAUCACUCUGUGUCUUUCUCAACGAUCAGUGUUAAUCAGCGCGGGAACGCCGAAGAAGCAACAACAAGAUGAUUCGUUGGAUCUCUCUCUGCACGUUUCUUUUUGUUUCUGGUGUCAUUGAGCUUUCUUAUGCUGUCGAAUUCCAGGAUUGUGGUUCUAAGAUUGGACAUUUCACAAAAAUUACCGUUUCUAAUUGUGAUACUUCCAAAGCAGCAUGUGAAUUCGUUCGAAAUACUAAUGCAAGUCUAAUUAUAGACUUUAUACCAUCUCAGGAUGUUUCAGAAGUAGAAGCAGUUGUUCAUGGUAUAAUUGCAGAUGUGCCAAUACCAUUUCCUUUACCACAUCCUAAUGUGUGUACAAAUUCUGAAUCUAAUAUACAGUGUCCUUUGAAAAAGGAUACUCAAUAUACUUAUAAAGCUGUUCUACCAGUCGAUCCAAAGUAUCCUAGGUUGUCAGUUACAGUUAAGUGGGAACUUCAAAAUGAGAAUAAAGAGGAUAUUAUUUGUGUUAAAAUACCAGUAAAAAUUAAAUAGAAACCUCAUAUAUGUGAAUAUGAUUAUUUUUACUUAUAAUUAUUUACUAUUUUCAAUUAAUUAUGUUCUUAAUGAUAUUGGUCUGUAAUUAUUAUAAGUAUAAUUGAUUUAUAAAAAUUAAAAUUAUGAAAUAAUCCUUAGACAAUGUUUAUUAUGCCUAUAUUUCGAUAAAUCUGGCAUAUGGAAGUAUUUCUUGGUAUAUUAUGAAAGUUCGUAAAAAUUAACAAACUGGUAAGAAAAGUUCAUCGAAAAUAUUAUUUAUAUUUCUUUAUGAUUUAUCGAUGACAAUAAUAAAGAUGUAUUUAAAAGCUUAGUAAAUAAAAGAUUGUUACAUGUA